Molecule: messenger RNA, 834 nt
Organism: Dentiscutata heterogama
Lineage: Eukaryota; Fungi; Glomeromycota; Glomeromycetes; Diversisporales; Gigasporaceae
Source: the annotation of a GenBank genome assembly
AUGGAAACUCUACAAACUUUAACAAAAGAUACUGUGAAUGGGGAAUCUUAUGGGGAGCGUAUAAUUCUAAAUGUUGGUGGGAUUAAGUAUGAAACUUAUGUUUCAACUUUAUUGGCUUAUCCGACUACACUACUCGGAACUAUGUUUCAAGAGAGGAACAAAGCAUUACUAAAACCGAUCAAUGGAAAUGAAUAUUUUAUUGAUCGUGAUGGUCUAGAUCCGAUUAUAACUCGACAAGAUUUAGAAGAUGAAUGUGAUUAUUUUCAAGUUCCACGUAAUUCAAUUAUAAAUGCUCCAAUAGUAUCAUUACAUAGUAUAUCACCAAUUCGUAGAUUAGUUGCCGAUAAACUUGACAGUUUUGUCAAAACUCUUGAAACAAUAGUUAUUAAUACUGCUAGUACAAUGUUGAAACACCAUUUUAGAGGUUUUAAAUCUACUGUAACCAUUACAUUUGCUCAAGAAAGUUAUAUAGGUGGCAUGACCUCUGUAGUCAUCAGACCAAAAAAUGAUACUCUAACUAGAUCAACAUGGAAAUUAAUGCAACAUCAUGGUGCAAUGGGUUAUUUUCUGUUGGACCAAUUUGGUGAAAAAAUCGGAAAUUAUUUGACUCAUUCAAUGCCUGAAGUUAGUUGGGAAUUAAAUCAUAAGAUUUAUGCUAUCGCUAUUGCCCAUACCUUGCUUGUGCUGUUGUUUGUCCUAUGCAAUGCGUACUUUGAUCAUGCUGUUGAGGUUGAUAGAGAUUAUUCUAAUAUCCUACGUUAUCCUUGGCAAGUGUUCCGACUUAAGUUGCUUCUGGAUUUUAAAAUAUUGAUAUCGAAUGUUUUACCGGGCUGA